AUGACCAGCUUAGCUACCCAGACAAACAUCACUACCGACAUAUUUGCCCUUCUUUCCCUUAAAUCCUAUAUCACGUUGGAUCCAUACAAUUCCUUAGCUGAUUGGUCAGUCUCUUCUUUUCCUUGCAGUUGGGUAGGUGUCACCUGCAAUACUCAUCAUGGAAGGGUUCAAUCGUUGAAUCUUGGUGGCAUGGAUCUUAAGGGCACCAUAUCUCCACAAUUGGGAAAUCUCUCAUUCCUUGUUGAACUUGAUCUCAGUGAAAACAACUUUCGUGGUUAUAUCCCUCAAGAGUUAGUUCAGUUACGUCGAUUGAGACUACUCAACUUGAGCUAUAAUGACUUUUAUGGACAAGUUCCAACAUGGAUAGGGGGUUUAUCUAUGCUUGAACACUUAAGUUUUCAAAAUAACAGUUUCAAUGGAUUUAUUCCAUCAUCUUUGAUCAAUCUAUCGAGGUUGGAGACCUUAGAUUGGAAUUCUAAUAUCAUUGAAGGUACCAUUCCACCGAAGAUAGGAAGUCUAAAGCACUUGAAGAAGUUACAACUUUCAAGGAACAAGCUUUCAGGAGAAAUUCCCCAAACAAUUUCUAACUUGUCUUCACUUGAACUGCUAUGGUUGUCUUAUAAUAGUUUGUCAGGAACUUAUAAUAUACGUGCUGCCUCCUCCUCAAUACGGCUGAACCGUUUCUCCGUGGCACACCUGGUCUUCCACGCGUCUAAAGUUAAUUCUCCAUGUAACAGCUGGUUACCAUGCGGCUAA
Molecule: messenger RNA, 756 nt
Organism: Neltuma alba
Lineage: Eukaryota; Viridiplantae; Streptophyta; Magnoliopsida; Fabales; Fabaceae
Product: LRR receptor-like serine/threonine-protein kinase EFR
Exons: 2
Coding region: 1-756 (251 amino acids)
Molecular function (GO): protein binding
Source: RefSeq, a predicted model, not a curated record